Messenger RNA from Ziziphus jujuba (common jujube), 795 nucleotides. RefSeq names its product histidine-containing phosphotransfer protein 4. Lineage: Eukaryota; Viridiplantae; Streptophyta; Magnoliopsida; Rosales; Rhamnaceae. Gene Ontology annotation, cellular component: nucleus; cytoplasm. Gene Ontology annotation, biological process: cytokinin-activated signaling pathway; phosphorelay signal transduction system; phosphorylation. The transcript is spliced from 6 exons. Bases 115 to 558 code for a protein of 147 amino acids. The record is from RefSeq and is a predicted model, not a curated record. Gene Ontology annotation, molecular function: protein histidine kinase binding; histidine phosphotransfer kinase activity.
UUCCCUUGCUGCUUUUCAGAGACCUUCUUUUUUUUUUUUCUUUUUUUUUUUUUUUGACUGUCAUUAUCUUCUUCUAUUUAACUUCAUGCAAUUUUGCCGCCACUUCAACUAGAGAUGGAUAGAAAUCCCUUACAACGCCAGGUUUCCCUUAUGAGGAGGUCCCUCAUUGAACAGGAAUACCUUGACGAGCAACAAUUCCUUCAAUUGGAGGAUUUGCAAGACGAUGCCAACCCAAAUUUUGUGGAGGAAAUUGUAACUCUCUUCUAUAAAGACUCGGCAAGACUGUUCCAUAACAUAGAACAGGCACUGAUAACUAGACCUAUUGAUUUUGGAAAACUGGAGAAUUACAUGCACCAAUUCAGGGGUAGUACCUCUAGCAUCGGAGCUAUAAAGGUCAAGAGGGAAUGCACACAAUUUAAGGAAUACUGUUUGGCAGGAAAUACUGAUGGAUGCAUCAGGGCAUUUCAGAAAGUGAAACAAGAGCAUGAGACUUUGAGGAUCCAGCUUGAGACUUAUUUUCAGUUGAGAAGGCAAGCUGGACUAGCACAGACUGGGUAAGUGAUCAAGUGGAUGGUAAAGAGAGACGACUUUGAAUACUAUUGUGCAUGUGGUCUCCUGCUGUAAUAGAAUCAAACAGUAACUACUUCUUAAGUUGAAGGAAUUUGCAGAUAUAUCUAGUCUUAAUUGACAACGGAUUUUAUGCUUCAUUAUAAAGUCUACAACUUAUAAUAAUCAUGCGAAUGUAGUCCUUCUAUAAAUGUGCUCCAUUAUUAUAUCUAUUCCUGUUUUAUAUUA